AUGGCCACCUUCGACCCAACCAACCCCAGAUUCAAGGGCUUCGACCUCAUCCAGGCGACAUAUAAGCGCAUCAGCAACCAUGCCAUCCGCGUCGAUGUCCUCGUUCCGCAGACACCAGCCACGGCUGAAAGACCGACUAUCGUGCGGUUUCAUGGCGGCGGACUCGUAAUGGCCGACUCGCUCUACCACGACUUCUGGCCGCAAUGGCUCUCCGACCUCGCGCUGUCCCACAACGCCAUAAUCGUCAGCCCAAACUACCGCCUCAUGCCGCAAGCCACGAGCCUCGAAAUAUACGACGACAUCGAGGACUUCUGGGCCUGGCUCAAAUCCCCCGCGUUUAGCGGUCUCCUUUCGACACACAACACACCCACGCAGGCUGAUCUAGACCGUAUCCUUGUCUCCGGCGAGUCAGCAGGUGGUCUUCUAUCCGUAAACACAUCGCUCACCCACGCAUCCGAGAUCCGCGCUACGAUCGCGCUGUAUCCAUCUCUUGACCCCAGCGCGCCGGAGUUCUCCGAGACCCGGGGCAAAGAGCGCCUUCCGUUCGGCCUGAGUACGCCUGAAACAGUUAUCGACGAGGCGCUUGCUAAGGCUGCGAUCCCGGAAUGCGGGCCGGUGUCGUCGCUCAUUCAGCCGGAUUGGCUGGGCGUGAUGUGUGCGGCGAUUGAGCACGGGAAGAUUGGGGCGUGGUACGUCAGGGGUUCGGAGGGGUCGGGGCGUCAGGAUCUCUUGUUCCCGGUGCGGAGGUUGGAGGGGCCGGAUGUGGGGAUUCCUCGCGGUGGGAUUACGGUUAUUCAUGGGGCGCAGGAUAGUGUUGUUCCUGUUGCUCAUCCGGUGCCGUUUGUGGAGAGGGCGCGUCAGGUCUUUAAGGGGAGGCCGGGGGGUGAUAGGAUUGCGAUGGUGGUGCAUGAGGGUGAGCAUGGUUUUGAUACGGGGGUGAGGUAUGAGGAGCCGUGGAUGAAGGAGGCGUUGAGUACGGCUGUUGAGGCGUGGUUGGAGUAA
This is a messenger RNA of Aspergillus mulundensis, 1002 nucleotides long. RefSeq lists its product as uncharacterized. Bases 1 to 1002 code for a protein of 333 amino acids. NCBI's taxonomy places the organism in Eukaryota, Fungi, Ascomycota, Eurotiomycetes, Eurotiales, Aspergillaceae. The transcript is spliced from 2 exons. The record is from RefSeq and is a predicted model, not a curated record. Gene Ontology annotation, molecular function: hydrolase activity.